GAAAAUGAUCGGUUCACUCUCUCCGUCUUGCAGCAAUCAAGACCGAAAAGAAAAAUGGCAAGAAGUAAAAAAUUUUCUUGUAGCUCACGGUCUUUCUUCUACUGUUUCAAUUGAACAUAUUCGGACAACUGAGUGGCAAAACCUGAGGAGAUCAACGAUAGAUAAGUUUAAAAAACUCAACAAAUCUGGUGCUGAAGGUGGCCAACUAUCUGACUAUGAAUGCACUGUGAUGGACAUCAUAGGAAAAGAAUCAGCACAUAUUCUCCCAGUCAAAGUUGAUGACAUGAGAGUUGGAAAAAAGGUUUUGACCAAAAACCUCGCCGGUGAUGCCAUUCUAACUAAAAACAUUUCUUCAAAUAACUUUGUGGAUAUCCCAGACCCAGGUGCAUCCUAGUAGAGAAUACUUUGCUGUUGGAGAAAAAGGAUAUAAUCCCUCAAUUUUUAUUUAUAAUUAUCCCACUUUAAAAUGUUACAAAGUUUUACGCGAGGGAACUACGAUGGCAUAUACUAACCUUGAUUUUUCAGUCAGUGGAAAAUUGUUAGCAUCAGUUGGAAGUGCUCCUGAUUACAUGUUGACUAUAUGGGAUUGGAGAGAGGAAGUUACUAUCCUUCGAUCUAAAGCUUUUGCUCAAGAUAUAUUUAGAGUAGCAUUUUCUUUGGAAGAUGAAGGUCGUCUUUGUACUAGUGGUGUUGGUCACAUUAAAUUUUGGACAAUGGCUCACACAUUUACUGGUUUAAAGCUUCAGGGUGAUUUAGGAAAGUUUGGAAUUACUGAGAUAUCUGAUAUUUCAGGAUUUGUUGAGUUACCUGGAGGCAAAGUUUUAUCAGGGUCAGAAUGGGGAAACAUGCUUUUGUGGGAUGCUGGACUUAUUAAAGUUGAGAUUGGUCGCAAAGAUAAAAAGUCAUGCCAUCAAGGAAACAUUGAGCAGUUUUUCCUAGAUGAAGGUGAAUUAAUUACAAUUGGAGUAGAUGGUUUUGUUAAGGUUUGGGACAUUGAAAGUAUUGAAAAUGCUGAUUCAAAAGAAGAAAAUAAAAUCUUCGAGUUAGAGCCAAUGUCUGAGCUUAAGGUCGGAAAUGAUGCACAGUUGCUAUGGAUGGUAAAAUCAGCUGAAGGAGUAGGAUCAAAUAUUUGGUAUGCACAAGAUGCCUGUGGUGGAAUAUGGCAGCUUGAUCUUUCCUUUUCACACAUUAGUCAAGCUCCUUUGAAGAUAUUUUCUUAUCAUUCUGGUAAAAUAAAUGCAUUAGCAAUGUGUCCAAAUGCACACUGCAUUGUAACAACUGGUGAUGAUGGUAGCGUACGCUUGCAUGAUUAUGAGUCAAAGCAAACACUGUGUGAGCAGAAGUUUAAUGCAGCUGGUUGUUCUGCAUUGUGGAUACCUCAAUCGGUUAAUAAAGAGUCUUCAUCAUUUUUAGUGGGCUUUAGCGAUGGUGUGGUUCGCUGGUUAAAUAUAAUUAAAAACUCAAACAAACAUCAUAAGUUGUCUGAUUAUUCAUUUAAUUUAAAGCAAGCUAUCAAACCACACUCCAAAAAAGUUACAUGUAUAUCUAUGCAUAACCAAGGAAAGUUGUUAGCUACUGGGAGCGAAGAAAGAACAAUUUUUUUCUUCAGUGUUGGAUUAACUCUAGAAAGUAUAGGAUUUGUGAAUGUUGGGGAUUGUGUAGUUUCCCUUCAGUGGUCUAUUUAUAUGAACAAACUUCUUGUUGCCUGUCAAAAUGGAACAGUUUUGGAGUUAGCUGAACCAGACAGAAAAAAUGAUACAUCUGUUACUUACGAAAUUUCAUUGAAGUAUAUGCUGAUUAAUGAAUUUCAUUUUGAAAGUGUUAAAGCUGACAUUUUGAGAUUGGAAAUAGAAGCUAAAAGAGAAAAAGAACGAAUCGAAAAAGAAAAUUUUAAAAAACAAAAUCCGGAUGCUAAAGAAGCUGAAGAAGAAACUGUUUUAGAAAAUGAAAAUGAAGAAAAUAGCAUGCCUGAGAAGCAUCCUCAAGGCAGUGUACUUAGAUGUAUCUAUGGCUUUGAUUACAAGCACUUCAUAUUAUUCUUGGAUGGAUGGGACUCUGAUUAUUUUUACAUUUGUAAAUUUGAUAACACAACAAAUAUUUUGGAUUCUGUUAAAGCAAUCAAGAUGGUGGGCAUAAACGAUUACGUUUCUGUUACAUCUUUUGUAAUCAGUUCUGCUGCUGGUUCAAAUUAUGUAAUUAUGGGUCUUAAUGAUGGUUCUUUACGAAUGCAGAAGUUGCAGUCAAAUUCAUUUGAAAGCUUAUCUUCUGAAUAUUGGUCUAUUAACAUUCAUGACAAUCAAUAUGGAGUCAUUGCAAGUGUGGGUAUAAGUUUUGAUAGCAGAUAUGUAGUUUCUGCAGGAGAAGAUGGAAACCUGUUUGUUUUUAAAUUUACUAAAGCAUCACAAGUGCAGCCAUUGGUUUUGAAUGUUGAUAGCAAGUUGGACUGGAAUUUUAACUCUGAGCAUGUUAAGCAAGUUUAUGACAUUAAAGAUUCAAAUCAUUAUAGUAUUGAAAUGGAAAAACAAAAGGCUGAAAAUGACAAGUUAAUGCAACUAGCACAAGAAAAGAAGGACAAAGUUAGAAAUACAAUAUUUAACUUGAGGCAACAAUUUAAAGCUUUAAAAAUGAGAAAUGAAGAACUUCCUUCAUAUAUACAAUUAAGUCCUGAAGAUUUUAUAAUUGACACUCAAACACAUGCAAAUAAUGAGCAGGAAACUAAUGCAAAGAUUGAACAAUUAAAAAUGGAAAUGGCGUGGGAGACAGAGAAGCAUAGUAUAGGAUUACAUAAACUUCAAGCAAAGUAUAAGAACAUGAUUGAAUAUGAACUAAUUAUUCUCCAUGCAUUCAUAUCUGGGCAGUCAGUGAGCUCGUUCCGUCUAAGUAAAUUGGAAGGCAGUUUUUAUUCUUUAGCACAAAGUCAGCGUAAAGAAAAUGCAGCUCAAUCUAGUCGUAAAAUUUCUGUUGGAUUUCGUGGACCCAUAAAACCUAUGCAGUUAGAAAAAGAAACAAAAAGCAAUCUCUCUCUUAUUAGUGAAAAGUCUGUGCAAAAACUGGAUAGUAAGAUAGCAAAAAUAAUUGAAAAAGCAGAAGAGAGAAAACAAAAAAGAGUGAAUAGGCAAAAAGAGUGGGAAGAGUUUUACAAGAGUAAGCCUGACAAAACUUACGAGGAUCCAGAUGAUCUACAAACAAUUAAACUUGCAGAACAGACUAUAGGAGAUUUUAAGUUAAAAACAGCAGAUGAUUAUGUUGUACCCGAGCAUCAAAGAGUAAAUGCUGAAAAGAAAUCAGCUCAACUGCUAGAUCUAAUGCAAAAGAUACAUGACAUUAAAAAAUCUUUCAAUGAUCAAGUAAUUGGCCUAAGAGACAAGAAGUUGAAUGUUUCUGAAGAAUUAAGGAGCUUAAUUGAAGCUACAAUGAAGAUAGAAGACAAACUUGGUGAUGUUUCUCGUUUACCUGAAAUUGUAUUUACACAUGAUGAAGAAGUACCAGAGAAAAAGUAUAAUUUUACAAAGGAAGAUUUUUUGAAGUUUUCUAAAGAUGUUCUUGGUAUUGACAAUACGUUAAAAUAUGAAAGUGAUGCAAUUCUAAUAACUAACAAUGAUGUUACCACAACAACAGAAUCAAAUUUGACUGAUUUCACAAAAUUUUGUAUAUGUUUGCAGCCUGAUUCAGACUUUCAGUGUAAUGCAACACAAAAAAAUCGCUCACCUUUAGAAAUUGCAAUUGAGAAAGAAGAAGUUAUACGGUUAUCAUACAGAAGAGAUGAGCUUUUAAAAAAAAUCAAUGAGAAAAUAUCUUUGUUUGACAAUGAAUUGCUUGAACUUCAAAAAACAAAAAUUUCUCUUGAUGUCAUUAUGAAAAAUGCUGAAUUGAGACAAAUAACUUUGUUUCAAGAGUUAAUGCUCCUGAAAGAUUUUGAAAAAAGGGAGUUGGAUCUUGCUGACAAAGUGAAUAGUAAAGUUCAAAAAAAAGAAGAAAUUGAAGAAAAGGUUGCUGAGAGUGCUGCUUUAUUACAAAAUAGAGCUGAUGAGCUAGAAAAAUUACAAGAGAAAGAAAAAGCAGUAUAUAAUUCCUUUAUUAAGGUGUUGGGUGAAAACAAUAAGUUUGAAAGUUUCCUUACAAAAGUGUUUAAAAAAAAAGUCAAAAGAACAAAAAAGCGAAACAGCCCAGAAAACAGUGUUGAAAAAGUAGCUUCUAGUGAAAAUAGCGAGAGUGAAGAUAGUGAUACUGAUGAUACUGAUGAUGAAUACAAUGAAGAAGAAGAUGAUGGAAGUGAGGAAGAGCUUGAUUUUAGUGUUUGUCCACAAGGAUGUGAUCAGGCAAUCUUUGAUCAAGUUUGUGAACUUCGUGAAAGAAAAAUGGAUUUAGAGGAGAUCUCAAUAGAGGCGAAAAAGAGUUAUGAUGUGAUGAAGAGAGAUUUUGAUGCAUUAAUAAAAAAGGAGAAAAUGAUAGAGGCAGCUCUUAUUAGUGCUGGAACAGAUCUUGAAAGUUUUCAGCGUGAAAAGCAGCAAAAACUAAAUGAGCUUGAUGUUGUGGUGACUCUUAAACUUGACCAAAUCCAAUAUGUUGUGAACAAAAAGCUUCCACAGGAUCUUUCACAGUGUUUAGUAUUUAAACAAGAAAAUUUAGAUAGGUUGGAGACACGCAUCAAAGAACUGGAUAAAGAGAAAAACAAGGAAAAGCAAAUAUUUAAAGAGCGGAAGAAACAACAUGCUCAGAUGAUCAGAGAGAGAAAAGAUUUAAAAAAUAAGAUUCAGAACUUAGAUGAAAAAGUGCAACAAAUGCAGAUGUUAAAAUUUGGUCGCUUAGUUGACUUAUCUAAAUUAGAGUUGGUAUCAGUUAACAGGGCAGCUGAGGAAUUAAAAGAAAAACUUAAAAAACAGAAGAUGCAGUACUCAAAAGAAAUUUAUGAAUGGAAUAAGCACAUAGAGAGCUACCGAUCUGAAUUAAAGAAACAUAUUUGCGAAAACACAAAGUAUGUUGAUAUGUAUACUAGUCUUCUUCAAGAACAACGGACAUUAGAACAACAACUUGACAAUAAGCAAAAGAGACUUGGUGCUCUCUUUCGGGGAAACGAAAAAUCAGAAGCAAAAGAACGCAACAAAUUUGUUCAACAGGCUCGAUUCCAGGCUCAUGAAAUCGAUCUUCUGAAAAAAGAAAUUCAUACCUUGUCUCAAAAGGGUGGAAAGGUUGUUUCCAGUCGCUUUGAAUCAAACGUAGAAGUUUAAUAUAAAAAGAAAUAUUUUGUUUUUUUA
This is a messenger RNA of Hydra vulgaris (swiftwater hydra), 5255 nucleotides long. Its product is annotated as cilia- and flagella-associated protein 44. Gene Ontology annotation, molecular function: protein binding. The record is from RefSeq and is a predicted model, not a curated record. Lineage: Eukaryota; Metazoa; Cnidaria; Hydrozoa; Anthoathecata; Hydridae.